AUGAGAAGAAAACACACCACCCUGCCAGGGUUGCAAGCCGCCGCGGCGCUCUAUCUUGCGCGCGCCUCCGAAGCCAAGGUCUUUUGCGCCGACAGCAGCCGCACCGUCGUCCCGGACGCGAGCUGCCAGGGCGUCGAGACCCCGGGCCGGUUCUUCGUGUUCAACAAAGAUGUCGCGGACAUGGUUCCGAACACGCGAGUCGGGCCGGAAAUCGACAUGUAUGACGCCUCCGACGUGAUCACGCGCCAGAACGCAGAGUAUCCGCCGCCACCGCAAAGUGCUGCCACUUCCCCAAGCACCGGAAGCUUGGAUUUGAGGGACAACGGCUGGUACUGUGACGCUGAUGAACCCGGAAUCGGUCGUCCAAAUGGUGGAGGAACGGGGACCAUUGUGAUCGGUUAUUUCGGCCGCGGCUACUGGAGUACUGGCGGUUAA
Molecule: messenger RNA, 435 nt
Organism: Colletotrichum destructivum
Lineage: Eukaryota; Fungi; Ascomycota; Sordariomycetes; Glomerellales; Glomerellaceae
Exons: 1
Coding region: 1-435 (144 amino acids)
Source: RefSeq, a predicted model, not a curated record